AAAUUGUCAUCAUUAGCUUCUCAGCAGUCAACAGCGUUUCAGCCGACAUUUCAAAAUCGCUCCAAAAAUUACAAGUCCUUUUGUCAAAAUGAAAUUCGUCAUUGUUUUUGUUGCUCUCUUCGCCGUUGCCAUGGCUGGCAAUUUGGAUCGUGAAGCUCACAUUGUGCAUCUAGACUCCAAUGUAGAACCUCUGAGCUAUCAAUACGCACAAGAAACCAGCAACGGCAUCAAAAGCCAAGAAUCCGGACAGGUGCGCAACUUGGGCACUGAACAAGAAGCCAUCGCAGUUCAAGGUUCUUACUCCUACGUCGGUGAUGAUGGCAUAACCUACACUGUCAACUAUAUCGCCGAUGAGAACGGUUUCCAGCCACAGGGUGCUCACAUUCCAGUUGCUUGAACGGCGGUUUCAUGAAUAUGAAGCUGAAACGUUGUUGCCUAGUUGUAGAUAGUUGAAAAAAAAUUAAAUAAAAAGAAUUUAUAU
Messenger RNA from Rhagoletis pomonella (apple maggot), 481 nucleotides. RefSeq names its product larval cuticle protein 65Ag1-like. Gene Ontology annotation, cellular component: chitin-based extracellular matrix. NCBI's taxonomy places the organism in Eukaryota, Metazoa, Arthropoda, Insecta, Diptera, Tephritidae. Bases 89 to 397 code for a protein of 102 amino acids. The record is from RefSeq and is a predicted model, not a curated record. The transcript is spliced from 2 exons. Gene Ontology annotation, molecular function: structural constituent of chitin-based larval cuticle.